CUGUCUCAAACAAUGCACUUCGAUUAUGAGGUGUAUAGUGUGUACUCAACGUUAACAUUCUUAUAAUCCAGAACAACACUAUAGCUUUAUUAGCGAUAAUUACGGAGUGAGUCAAUCUGAAUAAAUACAGCUGUUCAUUAUUACGUACCGCAUGGGGAGUGAGUCUCACUACCGUAAACAUUCGCGUGAAUCUACUAAUAUUGAUUGUGUGAGGAUUGUUUGGUGACAAAUGACAACUGUCGCCUGUUAUCAGUGAUUUACAAGGUAGGCGCGCUAUCUAUACUCAGUACAAAUGUGGGUAGUCAGUGGUAGCUAUGCACACACACACACACUAUUGUACAACACGUACAGACAAGCACCUGCUAUAUAAACCAGGAAGAGUAAUUGUGCAACCCAUUCGUCAAAGUUGGAUAUGCUUAGGUAACAGACAUGUUUUCUGUACGGAAUUUGGUUUGUCUGACAACCAUCUGAAAUUGAGUUAAUUUGGUACGGAGAAGGUAUCAGAACACCACAAACAUCGGACAUGUGAUAUGAUUGUGAUUACUAAUUAACGUGAAAACAAUCAGUUGGUGUAAAUAACGUUGUUCGGAGUGGCAUUACGUAACACGGGAUUGGUAGCUACACACUACGUAACUGUAGCUCACUACUAACGAACUGUAUACAAGUUAAACUUCCGAUUUGUCAUUAUAUAGAAUGGACCCCCCUGCCGACUACAACCGUUACAGAGAGUACCGAGACCCGCCACCAGAUGGGCGUUACCCACAACCAAGAGCACACGAACAAUGGAGUCCGACUAAAGGUCUCGAUUCCACUUCUCCGUCUUGGGAUCGGGGACAUUUGUCUCCAAGGGGACGGAGUCCGGAGGGUUUCCGGGAAACCGGGUUUAAUGGCAAUAUGGGCAGAUUAGGCCAAGAAGAUCGUGGGACUUUUUUUCCACCCGGCGGAGUUCAGCAACCAUUUCGACCGUUACCGCAGAAAGAUAGUGAUCAGAUUGGGUUCACAAGAGGUCCGGGCAGGGACCCAUACCAGGAAAGUUUCCGAGGGCGAUAUCUUGGUGGUAAAUCCAGGCAUGCGUCGAUGUCCUCUCGCGGUUCGAACGAGCAAAUCAGAUUUGCCUACGACAAUUCGGGGUUUCAGCCGAAAUACCGGGAGCCAGAUAGGAGGAGCAAUGGUUCAUUGCCAUCAGCUCAGCGCGGAUACAUGUUCAAUGAUUUGGGGAAAACCAGAGCCAAAGAUAAUUACGACGAUAACAACUAUAUCUACCGUAGCCGGGAAAUGGCGAACGGCAGGCCGGGCUCGACAAGCAAGAUGAAUGGAACGAAAUAUCGUCAGCAUGACAUGCACGAUGAAAUGAAGAAAGACAGACCCAGUGUAGGGUUCACCAUCCUGUUGCGAUUUUUUACGUGUUUACUCAUAUUCUGGGAUCUUGCUAAUGACUGGAUAGUAGGUGCCUCGGGACCAUCUCCCUUUGUAAAGCAAGAUAAUUUGGUAAGCAAUGGCGAAUGUGUUGUAAACACUGAUGUCUUUAGUCAUUUGAACAUCAGCACUACCGAGGUCAGGACAUCCAUAUGUUCUGACACGGUAAACGCAUGGACCUCGCUGACCGUUUUUAUGUUGCUAGGGUCACUUAUAGCUAUCAUUCAGUGUAUUAACAUCACUAUGGAAACAAUUUCUAUCGUUCGGCAGAAGAAGUUUUUCCGGAUCCUCUCGGGACAGAGUGAAAUAUUUUUGACCAUAUUCCUGGAGGAAAUACCCCAGGCGAUCAUCAUGAUAGUGCUGCUGUUCCAUUGUAAAUGUCCACCAAACAACGUGAAUAUCAAUCUCUUUGCGCUGUUAGCUAGCAUCAGUGCGUGCGCAAGCGCCAUCUUCCGUCUGUGUGUGAGCUAUGAUCACAUGACUGGGAAUGUUGGAUGCUGCAACCAAUGGUGGCGAUGCUGCUGCUGUCGCAAUAAUGACUAUUGCUGCGAAGUCAAACCCCGCGAUUUUUUCUGCACAUGUGAAAUUCCAUUUCCGAUAUGUUGUUGCACAUUGAGUUGUAAAGAUUGCAAGUGUUCUCCCGUCACCUGGUGCAAUUUUAUUCUGAAAACAUUCGGAUGUUUCUGUGAUUGCUGUCAGGAUAAAGACGUCAGCUAUGGAAUUCGUCUGGUCAAUCUGUUCGGAAUAUCUCUGCUAUUGCUGUCCGUCGGACUGCAAAUCUUCGUUUUCGUCGUUACAGUACACUAGUGUGUUGUUUUAUUCAAAUUAGACUCUUAAUUAUAUAACAUAGGAAUGUAGUAUUCUAUAAAAAAAAUAUUAAUGAAAGAUUUGUUACAAAUGCUAACCUCUUCACGUACGAAACCGUCCCCGACGUGCGAUCAGACACCUGUACUGUGUGCUUUGCUAAUGAAGUUGCAUAUAUGAUGCGCGUGCAUAUUAAACAAUGUGUUGCCUUUAUAUUUAUAAAAAAAAAUAUUGGCAUACUAUUUAUCAAGUAUUAAUCAAGUGUUAGUUAAUUGUACCUGUAUGUACAUUGUAAAUGUGUGGUCUUAUAUCUUGUACAUGUACAAAGGUCCCCAUACUUAAUUGGGUUUAAAUAUGUCAUAACAAAUCAAAAGCAUUCCUGUGAUUAGUAUGUUCGACGACUGAGAGAGAUUCCAAUUACAUGUACUUGAAGUAAUAACUAUGUCCUAAAUCGAAGGUUCUUGUGCAAAGCACUCCCCUUUCCGGGGAAUAUUAAAUUUGGAAUUAACUUAGAUUAACCUAGAUUAUUCUGAACGCAGGCAUAUACCUUUGCCUCUAUAUUCAGAUCACAGUCCUUCAAAUAAUAAUUAUAUACAUGUAAUAUAGUGUAUGUGACAUCACUCGGGUGUUAUUGUAAACAUCCUGUCGCCAGUGUCCCAAAACUUAUCAAGGCGAUUUUUAAAUGUUAUAAUAUUCGGUGCUUGGACCACGUUCUCGGGUAAGGAGUUCCAGCUGCUGACUACGUAUACACGCUUAGUAAACGAGUAUUUACGAACGUCUAAUCUACUUCUUGAUUUGUCCAUGCAGAAUGAAUGUCCUCGAGUUCUUUUGUCUUGUUUAAUUAAUAGAAGCCCCGCUGAUCCUGAUGUAUCAUAUAUGCCUGACAAUAUUUUAAAUACUUCGAUCAUGUCUCCCCUGUUCCUUCUAUGGACUAAUGAUGGAAGUUUAUGUCUAUGCAUUCUUUCCUCGUAUGAAAUAUCCUUCAUCCAUUACAGCAAUUUGGUAGCUCUCCGCUGAACGUUUUCCAAAAGGUUGAUAUCCUGUUGUUUGUAUGGUUUCCAAACGCAUGCUCCAUAUUCCAAGUGUGGUCGUACUAAAGCUUUGUAUAACAGGCAGAAUGUUUUGUUGUCCAAAAAUGUGUAAAUUCUUCUGAAUUGAAGCUCUGAAUUGAAGCUCUUUGGCGCAUUUUUGGGUUACAAUUACUUUUUUGAAGUAUUAAGCAUUCAGAUUUGUCCAUUGGAAGCAAACAUGUAGUAUAAUUAAAACGAAUUCAAGUAUGAUUAACAAUAAAGUAAAUUGUGGGCCUUGUCCGUUUGCAACAACGUAUAUUACCAAAAAUAUCUUUUAUGUAUUAAUAUAUUAAUUUUGGGCUUAGAAAUAGUUUAGGAGCUUAGAAGACAUGUGGUUAAUUUGGGUGUUUUCGUAUAUAUUUAAAAAAAAUGUUUACACUUGAAAUAAAGGUUAGUCCCUUGUGUACUAUAUUUCUGUAGAUGUGUACAGGUAAAGAGUAGAGUCCCUUGUGUACUAUAUUUCUGUAGAUGUGUACAGGUAAGGGGUAAAGUCCCUUGUGUACUAUAUUUCUGUAGAUGUGAACAGGUAAGGGGUAAAGUCCCUUGUGUACAGGUAAGGGGUAAAGCCCCUUGUGUACUAUAUUUCUGUAGAUGUGUACAGGUAAGGGGUAAUGUCCCUUGUGUACUAUAUUUCUGUUGAUAUGUACAGGUAAGGGGUAAAGCCCCUUGUGUACUAUAUUUCUGUAGAUGUGUACAGGUAAGGGGUAAAGUCCCUUGUGUACUAUAUUUCUGUAGAUGUGUACAGGUAAGGGGUAAAGUCCCUUGUGUACUAUAUUUCUGUAGAUGUGAACAGGUAAGGGGUAAAGUCCCUUGUGUACAGGUAAGGGGUAAAGCCCCUUGUGUACUAUAUUUCUGUAGAUGUGUACAGGUAAGGGGUAAAGUCCCUUGCGUACUAUAUUUCUGUAUAUCUGUGCAAUCGUUUGUGUAUUAGCUGUGUACUAUAUGUCUGUUAUAUUCGAUAGUCUGAUCGUGAUUUUUUUUAAUCAUUGACGUCAUUAAAUCAAUACUGAGAGAAGUCUAUACCCGACACACGUACACUUGAAUUUCAUAACCAGCCCGCUUACGGUGCAUCGAUUGCUUCAAGUGACGAAACGUUGAUAAAUAUUGGUUUUCUGAAGUAUUCCCCGUGAACUUGUCACACAUUUCCUCAUACCUAUAUAUAUCCUAUCUAGUAUAUAUGUCUGUAUUAUAUUUUGUAGUCUCGGGACAAUAAACAAGAGGCCCAUGGGCC
Molecule: messenger RNA, 4521 nt
Organism: Mizuhopecten yessoensis (Yesso scallop)
Lineage: Eukaryota; Metazoa; Mollusca; Bivalvia; Pectinida; Pectinidae
Exons: 2
Coding region: 694-2223 (509 amino acids)
Source: RefSeq, a predicted model, not a curated record